GCUGGCAGUUUGACCCAAACCGAGCGCACGGGCGCACAUCCUGCUCGCGCAAGUCCGUGAAAGUAACGGAAAAGUCGCCUCAUUUUUUCGCGUCGGAAAUAAAGCACCACGACUUGAUGAAUCCAAACACCACUUUCAUCAGUGUUUUAAUCACCGUAUAAAGUAGCACUCGCGCGUGCACUAUGUGAGAAACCGGGGACGCCGUUACGUUUGACGCAGUCGAAUGGACCUCGCUGGCAACAUGUAAACACCGCGGGUAAAACUGUGGGUUUGGGGUUGUUUUUUUAUUUCUUGGGUUGUCACAUCGAGCUGAGGUUCAGCCAUGAUUCCUCCCGGUAACAUGACGCAGACCGACAGCACCGACAACAGCACCGGGGACGAGAAGGAGAAAGAGCGCGCGCCGGAGCGCAGAGAUGCGCCCCAGUCUCCAACAUCCACGAGCCAGCACGAGUCCAAGCUACAGAAGCUGAAGCGCUCACUUUCCUUCAGGACCAAAAGCCUCCGCAGCAAAAGUGCCGACAACUUCUUCCAUCAUCCGUGUCCUGAGGUUAGCAACAGCAGCAGCACGGGGCAGCUAAGUACCAUCGGCGUGUCUGUGUCGGCUCCGCUCGAGUCCUGUUACCUCCCACCCCUGACUCCACCUCCCAUAACGCCAUCUGGACUUCCCCUGACCAUCUGCUCGCCGUCACGUGCACCACGUCCACCUGACCCCACGGCUCACACCUUCCUGGAGCACACCUUCAAGAAACCGCACUUCUGCGAUGUCUGCAACCAUAUGAUUGUAGGCCCCAACGCCAAGCUGGGUCUCCGCUGCAAAGCGUGUAAAAUGGGCAUCCAUCACAAGUGUCUGAACAGGGUGGGGCAGCAGAGGUGCAUGGGCAAACUGCCCAAAGGCUUCAGGAGGUACUCCAGCUCUCCUCUGCUGAUCCAGGAGCAGUUUGGCUGCAUUAAAGAGGUCAUGCCUAUCGCAUGCGGCAGUAAGGUGGACCCGGUGUACGAGGCGCUGCGGUUCGGGACGUCACUCGCUCAGAAGACCAAGAGGGCCAGUGGCUCAGACUCGCCUCCGAGAAACUCUACAAGCGAUCUUGCUCAAGUUCCUGAAGAAGCAGCCCACUGCAGUCACGCACAACUCACCAGGAAACACAGUGACAACGUCUUCACGUCUCUGGAGAACGGAACGGAAACCUUUCACACGGAGGAGAAGAAACCUGAGGACUCGCAGUAUCAGACUGAUGAAGAUGAAGAUGUGCAAAAGGACAUCCUGCCUCUAAACACCUAUGUGGCUUUGUACAGAUUCAUUCCACAGGAAAGACAGGACCUGGAGCUGAGACCUGGAGAUCGGAUAAUUCUCGCAGACAACUCCAACGAAGACUGGUGGAAGGGGAUGAUUGAGGACCGGAUAGGGUUUUUCCCAGCAUCCUAUGCGCAGCUGGUGAAGGAAGGAGAUCGGGUGUUCAGGUGUAACCGUACCUUCAUCGGCUGUAAGGAACAGGGGCAAAUCACCAUAAAAGAAGGGCAGAUCUGCACGAGCGGCGAGGACGAGAAAAACGGCUUCAUCCUUGUGACCAGCGGAAAGAAACUAGGCUUCGUCCCGUGUGACGUCCUGGAGGACGUCUGAACAACAAGAAGAGAGAGAGAGAGAGAUUGUGUAAGAGAAAGAGUGAGAGAAGAGAGAAUACGCUCUUACAGGAAACGGGACGUCAAACUGGUUCUACAGUCUCCAUCUGUGUGGAAACGAGAGGACAGAAAGUGGAUGGACCUGGAGAUCGAAGGCCUCACAGAUUCAUUCUAAAAAUGUAGAAUCUUAAGGAAAGGACUUGAUCUACAGCAUCAGAUGAUCACAAAACACUCAAAGCUUUUCGAGACCGAAUCCAGGUUUUAAAGAACCCAAAUCUGGUUCUCUUGGAAGCUUCUGGUGAGCAAAACAAAGUGCACCCUGGAUUCUAAGUAUCUCAAGCUCUUCAACGGAUUUGUAUUUAUAAUAAACUUAAAAUAAUUUACUUUUUUCUUUUUUUUUCUACUGCUUUAAAAAAUUACUGUUCUACCGACACACAAUUUUGUCAAGUGAGUUUUUCCAAACGAGGACAUGACUGAGAACCAAGACAUUUUCUUUUCCUUUAAAAAAGGAAAAAAAAAUCCUUAUUCUCAACUACAAAAGACACAGAGCUUCAUUCGCUGACAGAAAACCUCAAAAAAAAGUUGCUGAUGAAGAUUCGUUUGCGUUACACGGCCUGUUCGUUAUUUUAUUUCCUGUUCAUUUACAUCGUAGGUCAUAAUAAUAAAUCACUUUCUGAUUUUUUUUUCUGCUCUAAAACCAACAUUAACGACGAACAGCGUUGCUAAAACUAUUACUCAUGGGACUUUAUAUAUUUAGUAGCAUUAUUAAUUUUGUCUUUUAAGAGAUAAAUCUUUUAGAAUUAUUUUUUUUUCUUUUCGUUUUUCUUUUUAAUCCACACAAAGAAUAUUUCAGCCUAAAACGAAAAAAAAUAAAUAAAAGAAAACAAUAAAUAACAGGAUUGUCGUCCUUUUUACUGUACUUUUACUUUCUUCGGCUAUUUUCAACUGUACGUUUGUCUCCCAGUCAAAAGUUUGUACACCCCUGCUCAUAGAAUAAACUGAACACAAUUAAGUCUUAGUGGUGUUCCUGUUAAACAAUGAAAGACUUUUGGCUUCUUUAUGAACUGCAUGAGGUUCUGCAUCAUUUUUUUCCUAAAUAGAUAGAGAUACAUAGAUUGACAGAUUUUUUUUUUCUUUUAAUGUCUAGUAAAAAUACAGAUAAUCUGGGAAAUAAUGUAGUGCAUGAUCUUAAAUCUUGGCAUCACCUGCUGGAUGAACUUCAGAAUGUGUAUAUGGUGCUACAUGGCCUCCUGUCAAUCAUUUUAUAGACACACCCAGAAAAUUCUGCCUUGCUCCGCCUUUGUGUUCGUCUGUUUAAAAAAGGAAAAUGUGGCAGAAUGUUCUGUUAAACACCAACAGAAUUACAGAUACAUAUGCUAUGAGAAAGAAAAAAUGGCAAUCUAAAAAAAAAUGUAAAAAAAUGUCACAAAACGUGACUGUACAUUUGGUGUUGCGUUUCCAAGAUGGAAACAAAUUGCUCCUUGCUUCAGGAUAAACUUUAUAUGAAAAACCAUUUGAUGGAAAUGUGUGUCAUUGUUCUGGAUUGUCACAGAGCACAAAUUUUGUUUUUAUUUCCAGCAAAAAAUAUUUAAUAUCACAAAAUACAAUGAAGAAUCGCACGGCAAGAACAUAAGAACAAGUUGUGAAAUCAUAACUCAGUACCUGCUGCGUUCGUACUGAUCGGAUCCCGACGUAUGACAUCACCGCAGUUAUGAGACUUAUGAUGUCAUAAUAACCGCAAAAACAUUUUAAUUCUUGUUUGUUUGUUUGUUUGUUUGUUUGUUUAAACUAUCCGCAAGUUAACAAUUAACUCAGGUGUUGUUAAAGAUGUACAGUUUAACCACAAGGAGUCAGGUUUAAUACCUUAUAUUAUGGGACCUCAUGUUAUGGGAUGCCGCAGUGUGCAGUUUCUAUUUAGAAUUCAGACAUACGACUCCUUUUAGCAUACCGCUUUUCCUUUGCUGUAAUGUAGCAUAACAGUGAUAUUCAGACACAGCUAACAAGCACCAUACAACCAUGUCUUAAAUACUUAGUCACGUGACCUAUAUGUUAUGUUCACAUAUACUGAUAUCACAUAUCACAUAUACUGAUCACAGGAAGACGUAGUCUUGUGCCGUAUUCAGCGCAACCCUGACAGUACUUCAGGCUAUGCUAAAAGUGCUAACUAGCUGACUACAGUUAGCUUAAAACCUUGUGAGAACUCAUAACGAGGCAGAACGAUAGUGAAAACGUUUCUCGUUAUGUGCCGAAUUUCCCAUCUUUAUAAUGUUUUAACGUUGCUUUCAAGAUGUUCAAGGAACGCCACACUAAAUGUCAUGCUGAAAUGCUAACAAAUGGACAUUGUUGAUGUUUAUUGGUUUUAGGAAGACGCAGAAAACACAGUCAGUCUGAUAUAUCCCAGUCUACACCUACAGAAUUUACAGCAUGCUAAAUGUAAGGAAUUACGAGCCAUUUUUUCAGAUUAAACGAGUAAAUGUUGGGGUUGUUGUAAUUCACCUAUUUAACCACUAGGGGACCAAACCUAAUGCACCUUUAAUGUGAGCAAACUUUUGAUUGGUUCUCUCUCUCUCUCUCUCUCUCUCUCUCUCUCUCUCUCUCUCACUCUCUCUCUCUCUCUCUCUCUCUCUCUCUCUCUCUCUCUCUCUGUGU
This is a messenger RNA of Tachysurus vachellii, 4266 nucleotides long. RefSeq names its product SH3 and cysteine rich domain (gene stac). Gene Ontology annotation, molecular function: transmembrane transporter binding. Gene Ontology annotation, cellular component: extrinsic component of cytoplasmic side of plasma membrane. Bases 323 to 1618 code for a protein of 431 amino acids. The transcript has 11 exons. The record is from RefSeq and is a predicted model, not a curated record. Gene Ontology annotation, biological process: positive regulation of voltage-gated calcium channel activity; skeletal muscle contraction; positive regulation of protein localization to plasma membrane. NCBI's taxonomy places the organism in Eukaryota, Metazoa, Chordata, Actinopteri, Siluriformes, Bagridae.